CAACCCGCGAGGAAGAAAAUCGGCGCUGUUUUUAAACUGAACAAGAAUGUGCAAACUUUAUCGGGCAGGUGUGGCUCUUGUGCUGGGCUCGGAACAAACAUUUAACAUCUGUUUUUAACACCGGACAAAGUUAUAUUAUUUCAAGUUAACCCAGCACUAGCUAACCAGGCUGCAGGAAGACACGAUGGAGACGUCUGUAGUGAACCUGUUCAACCAGUUCCAGGGCCUCAGAGCCCAAGUGGACGGUCUGAAUGAGAGCAUCGAACCACAGUACCUACAGAUGGCUGUGAACUUCGAGGAGUGCCGUAAGAAGUGGCUGAGGGUAGGUGAUGAGCUGGUUUCCUGUAAGGAGGUGCUGGCUAAAGCAGAGACUGAGAAGGGAGCCUUGGAGGUUAAACUCAAGCAUGCUCGCAACCAGGUGGAUGUGGAGAUUCGCCGGCGGCAAAAAGCUGAGGCUGUCCAUGAGAAGCUGGAACGUCAGCUGCAGUUGAUCCGGGAUAUGCUAAUAUCAGAAAACAACGGCAGUGUCCACCUCAGUGAAGAGCAGCGCUCUGCUCUGGCCUUUCUCAGUGCCCACUCCCAGGCAGCACAGGCUGCUAAAGGCAACCUCAACACCAGUCGAAGGUUAACUAUCAUUGAUGAAUCAGCUUCUUUGCUGUCUGACAUCAGCUUUGAUCAAACAGAUGACUCACUGGACUGGGAUUCCUCUGCGAUGAGGACUGUGAGGUUGCGAAAACGGCAGAAAAGACGAUCGUCCAGAAAACUCCAUGAUGUUCCUCCAAUGGCUGUGAAGAAACCUCGCUCCACUGGGCGCAAGUCAGAGAGGAUGAAUGAGUCCAUAGUGGCCAAAACCACGAUUACUGUGCCUGUUAAUGGAGGAACUGUGGAGACCGUCUCCACCAUUGAAACUGUACCCUACUGGACACACAGCAGGAAGAGUGUCGCUCCAGCAUGGGCUGACACUACCACUACUGACCAGUCUGAGACCGCCAGUGAGGCUCCCAGCACGCCUGUCUCCAAUUUCCCAGCCAAACUCCGAACCCCCAGAGCUAACAGAGGAGGAAAGAAACACCAGUUCAGUGCCAAAACAGUGAUUAAGUCUGAGUUCUGUGCACCCUGUGGGAGAAGAACAAAGUUUGGCAAGAUGGUCCUCCGCUGCCAGGAUUGUAGGGUUGUGACCCACCCAGAGUGUCGUGACCGCUGCCCCCUGCCCUGUAAUCCUACAGCUGUUAGCACUCCCCUAAAGAACUCAGAGAGCACCUUGGCUGACUUCGCUCCAGUCACCUCUCCAAAGAUCCCGCCUCUGCUUAUCUACUGUAUAAAGGAAAUUGAACACAGAGGCCUACAUGAGGUUGGCCUUUACAGAGUCUCUGGCCACGAGCGCUUGGUGAGGGAGCUGAAGGAGAAGCUGAUUAGAGGAAAGACUCUGCCUCCGCUUCACAAAGUAGAAGAUAUCAACGUCGUUACCGGUGUCCUCAAAGACUUCCUCAGAAAGCUUCCUGAGCCCCUGCUCACCUUCCACCUCAACAAAGCUUUCAUGGAGGCAGCUGAAAUCCAGGAUGAGGGCAACAGUCUGGCUCAGUUGUAUCAGACCAUCAGUGAGCUGCCUCAACCCAACCGGGACACUCUGGCCUGCCUGAUGAUCCAUCUGCAGAAAGUCUCCCAGAGUGUGGCUACUAAGAUGGAUGUGAUCAACCUGGCCCGAGUGUUUGGGCCUACUCUUGUAGGUCAUGCUGUUCCUGACCCAGAGCCUAUGACCAUCCUGCAAGACACAAACAGACAACCAAGGGUUAUAGAGCGCCUGCUCAGUAUGCCGGAACACUUCUGGGGCCAGUUUGCUUAUCCAGAUAAUGCAGGCGUUGGAAAUGAUCACCACUCUGCAACUCCAGACCACAAAGUGAGCAUAUUGGGACCAGUGACCACUCCAGAGCACCAGAUGAUGUCUAAAACUCCGUCCUCCAGCUCGCUCUCCCAGCGCAUGAUGCACACACUCUCCAGCACCACCAUAUUUGGAAGUAAGAGCAAAGCAACAGCUGCCUCUAAUCGCCAGGGCCACUUCUUCGCAUCUCCACAGCUGAAGUAAUGGCAAAAGGACGGGUGAAAGCCAUCUUGUGCUUCUUUGUCACUAAAAACAAAAACUGCAAAUAUAUAUAUUCACAUAAUCAUGUUGGACUAACUCUACGUGAAACAUUUUGAUUACUGAGUUUUUUUAUGCAAGACUUUCUAACCAUUUUUUUUCUUAUUGAAGAUUCCUGCAUGAAUAUUUCAGUUUUUAUAUCCUUGAUUACUAAUGAUUUAUUAUUGACCUAACCUGCUGUGACAAGUUUAAAGGCUUUAAUCACAAACAACCAUCCUAAACAUUUUAAAGGAUCAGUAUCUGCUUUGUCUCAAACUCUUGUGUUUGAUGUUUGAAGACACUAUGAAUGAAUUGGACCAUCUUUAAACCUUCGGUUGUUACCUCAGUGCCAGUAGUGUUUGAACACUUUGUGACGUACACUGAUGCAAUAGCGUUGGUUUCCUUGUUGUUGUCCAGAAACUUUUGUUUUCAUGAUUGAACAUUUUAUUUUAUGUUUUUAUUUUGUGUGCUGCUGUAUAAGAAUCAUGCAGAAUGAACUGGUUUAACAAUAUUGCAUGUAAACACUGACACUGAAUGGGAAUAAUGUUGCAUUUUGCACUUGUAUCUUUGUAACAAUCGGAGAGAAUGUGUUUUCUACUUGGGAGUACUCGCCACUAGAGGCUGCUUUUGCACCACUUUUGAAGUGCCAGCCUUAAACAAUGAUGAUAAACUACAGUACAUGAUACGCCCAACUAGUCAGUAUAACUGACAGUCAUUACAUUCUCAUAGAUGAACUGCUCAUUGGAAAUACUGUAAGGUGUUCCUGUGACAUAUAUCAAUCACAUUUUCUCCCUCCCAAGCCAAAGAUUACAUCGGUUUUAAUCUUUAAAAAAAAAAAAAAAGAAGAAUCUGGAGUGUAACCUCCUUCAGUUCUUAUAUCUACAUAUUUGAGAGUUGAUUUGCAUGCACACUUAUGUUUCUGAGUAUUUGUAUCCACUCCAAUCCAAUUUUCUUGUACAGUUACAUCACCCUUUAUGCAAAACAAAUGGCGCUCUUUCUGAGGUGAUUUCCUCUCUCUGCUGCUCUCUCGCUGUCACAACUUAUUAGCUCCAGAUUGUAGCGUGAUGAUGACAAGUGUAAGUUAUUAAGAAGAGAAAUAAUCACGUUGACAAACUGAUUUCACUCUCUGAUUAAACCAAAUAUAGCUUAAAGUUUGGCUGUAAAUGAAGAAACAAGGCUGUGAUAUUGUUUUUAUACAUUCUUGUACAUUUAUUCUAUUGUAUUUGACUUUUCUGACAAAAUAUUUUCUAACUGAUGUCUGAUUACUUUCACCCAAUAUUUUGUGGACUAAAUGUAAAUGCUCAUUCCUUUGUCUUAGCUCAAAUACAAUCAUAAUGGUCCAUGGCUGAGCUGGAAAUAAAACAUCAAAAGACUGGUG
Labrus mixtus (cuckoo wrasse) is the source of this 3494-nucleotide messenger RNA. Its product is annotated as rac GTPase-activating protein 1-like. Bases 185 to 2083 code for a protein of 632 amino acids. The transcript has 17 exons. The record is from RefSeq and is a predicted model, not a curated record. NCBI's taxonomy places the organism in Eukaryota, Metazoa, Chordata, Actinopteri, Labriformes, Labridae. Gene Ontology annotation, biological process: signal transduction.